Messenger RNA from Pichia kudriavzevii, 2568 nucleotides. RefSeq lists its product as uncharacterized. The transcript has a single exon. Gene Ontology annotation, cellular component: endoplasmic reticulum; membrane. Gene Ontology annotation, molecular function: dolichyl-phosphate-mannose-protein mannosyltransferase activity. The record is from RefSeq and is a predicted model, not a curated record. NCBI's taxonomy places the organism in Eukaryota, Fungi, Ascomycota, Pichiomycetes, Pichiales, Pichiaceae. Gene Ontology annotation, biological process: protein O-linked glycosylation via mannose. Bases 1 to 2568 code for a protein of 855 amino acids.
AUGCCUGCCAAACAAAGAGGAGGUGCUAGUAGGAGUCUUUCUGCCACUGAGGCUAAAGAAUUAGAGGAACUACGUGAACUACCUAAUCAGCGAAACUCCAUUGUUUCGGAUAUACAAUCGCUUGACCAAAGAAGACAAUCCGCAGAGUAUUUUGAAGAGAAAAGAGGUUCUAUAUCGUAUUCUGCAAGUAGUUUCUCUGAAGGUACACAGUUGGUACGAGAAGACGGUGCAAAGCUUCUUGAAAAAUCAUACUCCAUGGCGAAUACUGGUGUAACCAGAAACAGUUUAAUUUCUGGCCUUAAACUAUUAUCUAAGGAGACAACAGAACUGGAGAUCAAAGCAGAUCAAUUAGGCGCUAAAAAGAGGAGAUUGGUUAAUGGUAUCUUUCACAAGUACAUAGCUCCGGUGAUAUUCACAGUCAUUUCCUUUUGGUUAAGAUAUUAUAAAAUUGGGGAUAACAAUACUGUGAUCUGGGAUGAGGCACAUUUUGCUAAAUUUGGAUCCUUUUAUAACAGACACACAUUUUACCAUGAUGUACAUCCGCCAUUGGGGAAGAUGCUAUGUGGUCUUUCAGAAUGGCUAGUUGGUUACCAAGCAUCUGCCAACCCUGACUACAAUUUUGAUGCAGGUUCAACUUACCCAGCUCAAAUAAACUACUUUGGUAUGAGAUUGUUUCAAGUCUUUUUCAGUUCAGCAUUAACUCCAAUUGCUUGGUUUACUUGUAGGAGUUUAAAGAAAAAUCUAUGGACAUGUUAUCUGGUUACUUUGAUGGUUUGCCUAGAAUCCAGUUUUAUCGUGCUAGGUAAAUUCGUUCUUCUGGAUUCGUUUUUGUUUUUUUUCACAGCUACAACUUUCUUGUGUCUGGCAAAUGUUAAUAGAUUGAGGAAGUUUGAAGGUAAGUCAAGGAAGUUUAAUUUAUGGCUGCUUUUGUUAGGUUUGAGUAUAGGUUGUGUAUGUUGUGUUAAAUGGGUUGGUUUGUUUGUCACUUCAGUUGUUGGCGUUUAUGUUAUUGUUGAUUUAUGGGCCAAAUUCUGGGAACCUAACUUUAGAAUUCUAACAUAUGCUCAUUAUUGGUUCACAAGGAUCAUUGCUUUAAUAUGUAUUCCAGUUGUUGUGUAUCUCACCUGUUUCAAACUUCAUUUGGACUUGCUAUACUUACCAGGAGAUGGGAGUGCCUCGAUGAAUACCAUUUUCCAAGCAAACAUGAGAGCUACCGAUAUUGUAUCUCAACCUAGAUUUGUUCAAUUUGGUGAUGAGCUCACUUUGAGAUCCCAAGGCCCAAACUCUAAUCUAUUACAUUCACAUCAACAAGUUUAUCCUGCCGGUAGUGGCCAGCACCAAGUAACUACAUAUGGUUUCAAAGAUUCAAACAAUAACUGGCAGAUUGAAAACCCAAGAACGGCUAGAAAGCUGUCUGGAUAUUUGAAAGACGGAGAUACUCUACGUCUUAAGCAUCUUAUGACAGGAGCAAACUUGCAUUCCCAUGAAAUUCCAGGACAUGUCAGCAAGAAUUAUUUUGAGGUAUCUGGUUACGGCAGUGAAGAAAUUGGAGAUGAGAAAGAUGAUUGGAUUGUGGAAGUUGUCUCACAGUUGUAUUCUUCUAACGAAACAUAUAGAAUUAUGAAUGAAAGUGGUGACCAGUUUCACAAAUUCAUCCAUCCUGUUUCAACAACGUUUAGGUUAAAACAUAAGCAAUUGGGUUGUUACUUAGGAACCACUGGUAAAAGUUAUCCGAUUUGGGGAUUUCAGCAAGGUGAAGUUGUAUGCCUUGAUGCGGCACCAAAGGAUUCGUGGAAAUCAUAUAUCGAUACUUCUGCAAACUGGAAUAUUGAAUCUGUUGUGUCUUCUGGAAUCCCAAUUGAUUAUGAGUACGAAUAUCCUAAGUCUAACUUUCUUAAAGACUUCAUUCAAAUACAACGUUCAAUGGCUGCAUCGAACAACGCAUUGACACCGGAUCCUUCCAAGGCAGACAGUAUUGCCUCUUCAUGGUGGGAAUGGCCAAUAAUGAGAAGUGGUAUCAGAAUGUCGACAUGGUCUUUGUCUGCAAGAAGGUACUACAUGUUUGGUAAUCCAAUUAUUAUCUGGUUUACUACUGCCUGUGUUGUAGUGUACUCCUUCAUUAUGUUUUCAAUCUCAAGAAGAUGGAAAUCCCAAGAAUUGGUACUAGAUGAAGUUGCAAUGUGGAACAUAUUUACUUCUGGAAUCGUACCUCUUCUCGGUUACAUAUUGCAUUAUUUACCUUUCAUUGUGAUGGGAAGAGUCACUUAUUUCCAUCACUACAUGCCUGCACUCUACUUUGCAAUGUUUAUGUCUGGGUUUGCGGUUGAUUAUUUAACCAUUAAUAUGAACAAAAGGAUUAGAGAUGUCAUUUAUUUCCUUCUUUUCGUUGUUAUUAUUGGUUCAUUUUGGUUAUUUAGCCCUACUUGCUUAGGUAUGGUUGGCCAUCCCCGCAAUUACAAAUACUUGAACUGGUUUCCGACAUGGACUAUGAGCGACUAUCAGCCAUUUUCUAUCACACUGCAACAAUUCUUUUCAAAGUGCAAGUCCAAACUAAACGAAUAUAUAUAG